Cryptomeria japonica (Japanese cedar) is the source of this 1782-nucleotide messenger RNA. Its product is annotated as auxin transporter-like protein 1. The transcript has 9 exons. Bases 267 to 1724 code for a protein of 485 amino acids. Gene Ontology annotation, cellular component: plasma membrane. NCBI's taxonomy places the organism in Eukaryota, Viridiplantae, Streptophyta, Pinopsida, Cupressales, Cupressaceae. The record is from RefSeq and is a predicted model, not a curated record.
CAUUUAGUUAUUAUCGUAGGUGGCCCACAUGUUUUGUCUCUGCGUCCACUUGCACUAUAAUUUCUUUGCAUGUACAUAGUCCUUGAAGACUAAUCUAUUUCAGUCUUCGCUGGUAUCCAGGUUGAGACUCUCUCAGGUUGAAGAUCUCAAACCAUCAUAAGUUGUGAUUAGUAGAAGCACAACAUAGGUUUGUUUGAGAGGAGGAUCCAUAGCAGAUAGAAAUGAUUAGUAGAAGCACAACAUAGGUUUGUUUGAAAGGAGGAUUAAUGGGAGAUAGAAAGAUUGAGGCCAUGGAAACAGAGCUACCAACAGGCAAUGGAAAGGCCUCAGAAGGUGGUGUAGAAUUAGAUUCAAUACAGAGAAGUGAACUGCAGGUACAGGUGCAGGGAUCUGCAAUGCCACAGAAAGAUUGGAACAUGAGGCAGGCUUGGAAUGCUCUUGUAUGGCAUGGAGGUUCUGUUUUUGAUGCCUGGCUCAAUGCUGUUUCUGCUCAGGUUGGGUCAGUGAUUUUGACUCUGCCAUACACUCUGUCUCAAAUGGGUUAUGGUUUGGGCAUCGGAUUCCAGAUUCUUUAUGGUGCCUUUGGAUGUUGGACUGUUUAUCUACUUAGUUUACUGUAUGCAGAGGCUUCUGCUCGAACUAGGGCAACUGGAUUACUUCACCAAAAACACAUACUUCAGUACCAUGAAGUAAUAGGUAUAGUAGCUGGGAAGUGGCUUGGACGCAUCGUAUUUGGGUUCAAUAUGACAGCCCUUACUUUUGCCUGUGUCCUGCAAUUGAUAGCAUGCUCCAGUGAUGUGUAUUACAUGAACUCUGCCUGGAACAAGCGAGAAUGGCUUUAUUUAUUUGGGUUUUUGGCAAUCCCCACUGUUAUGUUACCAUCUCUUCAUAAUUUCCGUCUGGUGUCAAUUCUGGGAAUUGCCACAACCACACUGACAUCAGCUUACAUGACAGUUGCUUCUGUUCAACAUGGCCAGAUUGAGAAUGUAAAACAUCAAGGUCCAAAGAGCAUGGUGCAAUUUUUCUCAGGAGCUACCAAUAUUCUAUUCUCUUUUGGCAGCCAUGGAUUGUGCAUAGAGCUGAUGGAGGCCAUGUGGAAGCCUAGGAAUUACAAAUAUGCUUAUGUGACUGCAGUGUUGUAUACCUAUUUGCUGACAGUUCCUGAUUCAGUUUCUGUUUACUGGGCCUAUGGAGACACACUCUUGCACAACGCCAAUGCAUUUGGAGUCUUACCCCACUCCAAGAUGAAAAAUGUUGCUAUCAUCGCCAUGAUUCUACAUCAGUAUGUGGCGUUGAUGUUGAAUGUAAAUCCAUUGUUUCUGGCAUGGGAAAAAACAGUGGGUAUUCACACAUCAAAAGGAUUUGCUGUGAAGGCAUUAGUGAGGAUACCAGUGAUACUGGUCAUAUGGUUCUUAGCCCUGGCUAUUCCAUUUUUUGGUCCUAUCAACUCGGUGAUGGGGGCUUUCCUCAUUUCAUUUUCUGUUUACAUUAUACCCAGCAUUGCCUUCAUGCGGGCCUACAUCAAGCGAGAUAUUGAAGAGAUGAAAAGUGAAAAUAUGCGACAAAAAGGGAAGGUGGUAUUUGGAAUAAGUGCAGCUGUGGCAACUUGGGUUUUUGUAGUUGGUUUUGGAUUUGGAGGUUGGGCAAGUAUGACAAACUUUUCAAAACAAGUUCAUACUUUUGGAUUAUUUCAAAAAUGCUAUCAAUGCCCACCAAAGUCAUAACAAUAUUGAAUACUAAACAUUGAGUAUAUGUUAAUAAAAAUGUCUAUUUUUAAUAUUA